AUGCUUCAUCCAAACAUUCCCUUCUUCAUCCUCACACUCACAAAUCGCCUCUUCCACCAACUUGCAGAACUUGUAGUCACCUUCAACGUUUCACCCAUCCAUGACCUGUUCUCCAGGUUGCAGAUUCCAAAUCUUGCAACUUUGCCUGAUUAUAAAUACUUGGUUUCGCGCUACCCAAAUUUCAAUCUUUUCAAUUCCAAUAGCAACCCACUUGCCGUUGAGGAAGGAAGCAACAGAUUGGCUAUCAUGGGAGAGACCAAACAACUUGUUAUUUUGACAAGAUUUCAAGAUGCAAUGAGAAUGGUCGUGGACAUAGUUGAGAAAGGUAGAAAGAACAAAAGGAGCAGGCGAAUACUGAGGUCAACCCUAAAGAAUAUGACUCUAGUGGUGCAGGAGAUAAAGCUAUACAAUGAACACUUGAAUCCACCCAGAGAAGAAAUUAUAACCCUUGUCAAAGAAAAAGAUGUAGGGGAAGGGCUUGUGUGCAAUUCCUGCUCCCGGAGCCUGUGGUGGACCAAAUUUCUAUCUUGGUUUUCGCUCUACGGGGAGGGACUCUUACAUAACAAGGAUGAUUUCUUUACUGCGGAUGACAGGCAGGUUAAGGAUAUAAAAAACACACUGUACAAGGUGAGAGAGAUUAUUGAGAUUCUUGACAUAGAGAAUUUUAAACAGAACCUUAAAGGAGCUGGAACUCCAAUUAAAUGUCCUUUUGGUGUUCCUGAAAACCCAGAAUUUACUGUUGGCUUGGGUCCACUAUUGAGCAAGUUGAAGAUGGAGGUUCUCGAAGAAGGUAUGUCCAUCCUUUUGCUGUCCGGUCUGGGUGGAUCAGGUAAAACAACCUUGGCUACGAAGCUCUGUAGAGAUGGAGAAGUCAAGGCUAAAUUCAAGGACAAUAUUUUGUUCAUCACCUUCUCACAAACGCCUAAGUUGAAGAAUAUCGUAGAGAGACUAUUUGAACAUUGUGGCUACCACGUGCCUGAGUUUGUAAGUGAUGAAGAUGCAAUUAAACGUUUGGAAAUUUUGAUGAGGAAAAUUGAGGGAAGUCCACUGUUGUUGGUCCUGGAUGAUGUUUGGCCUGGCUCGGAAGCCCUUGUAGAGAAGUUUAAAUUCCAGAUGUCUGAUUAUAAAAUUUUGGUGACUUCAAGGGUCUCAUUUCCUAAAUUUCGCCCCCAAUUUAUCUUGAAACCGCUUUCUCAUGACGAUGCAAUGACCCUUUUCCGUCACCAUGCUCACUUGGAAGAAAGCAGAUCAAAAUGCAGUUCAAGUAUUCCUAGCGAAGAAAUUGUCCAAAAGGUUGUGAGAUAUUGCAAGGGUUUACCGCUUGUAAUCAAAGUGAUUGGUAGAUCACUCAGUCGUCAGUCUAUUGAGUUGUGGAAAAAGACGGUGGAGGAAUUGUCACAAGGUCAUAUACUUGAUUCUAGUACUGAAUUGUUUACAUGCUUCCAAAAGCUCUUGGAUGUUUUGGAAGAUAAUCCCAACAUCAAGGAGUGCUUCAUGGACCUUGGGUUAUUUCCUGAAGAUCAACGAAUUCCCCUUCCUGCUCUCAUUGAUAUGUGGGCAGAAUUGUACAAAUUAGAUGAUGAUGGCCUAGAAGCAAUGGAAAUCAUAAAAAAAUUAGACUCCAUGAAUCUGGCUAAUGUUUUAGUUGCAAGGAAAAAUACAAGUGACUCAGAUAAUUACUACUACAAUAACCACUUUGUCGUCCUCCAUGAUCUUCUAAGAGAUCUUGCAAUAUAUCAGAACAACCGGGAACCAAUUGAACAUAGAAAAAGACUUAUUACUGGCAUUAAUGAAAAUCAAAGUGAAUGGUGGCUUGGGAUAAAGCAACAAGGCAUGAUGUCCCGCUUAUUGUCAAACUAUCGCGGGUGGUGUGUUAAACAGACUCUUCAACAGGUCUCAGCCCGCACAUUGUCGAUAUCAACUGAUGAAACUUGUGCUUCGUAUUGGUCCGACAUUCAACCAUCCCAUGCUGAAGUUUUGAUUUUAAAUCUUCAAACUAAAAAAUACUCCUUUCCAGAGUUCAUGGAGAAAAUGAUUAAACUAAAAGUUCUUAUCAUGACAAAUUAUGGUUUUCAUCAUUCUGAAGUGGACAAUUUCAAAUUACUAGGUUCUGUAUCGAACCUGAAAAGAAUCAGACUAGAGCGGAUUUCUGUUCCUCACUUGGGCGCAUUGAAAAAUCUUAAAAAAUUAUCCCUCUACAUGUGUAGUAACAUCAGCCAGGCUUUUGAAAAUGGUACCAUCCUAGUUUCAGAUUCAUUUCCAAGUUUAGUAGAUUUGAAUAUUGACUAUUGCAACGAUACGGUGGCAUUCCCUAAUGGGAUCUGUGAUAUUACCCCACUAAAGAAGCUCAGUAUUACUAAUUGCCACAAACUUUGUUCUCUACCCCAAGAAAUUGGACAGCUGUUGAAUUUAGAACUCCUGAACCUAAGUUCCUGUACUGAUUUGGAAGAGAUACCAGAUUCUAUUGGAAACCUUUCUAAGCUAAGACUUCUUAACAUCUCAAACUGCAUAAGCCUUCCAAGUUUACCAGACGACAUUGGUAAUCUAUGUAAUCUCAGAAAUCUCAAUAUGACAAGCUGUGCAAGGUGUGAAUUGCCAUACUCAAUAACCAAUCUUGAGAAUUUAAAGUUGGUGGUGUGCGAUGAAGAGACAGCUGCGUCAUGGGAAGCAUUCGAAGCUAUGCUUCCCAAUCUGAAGGUAGAGGUUCCUCAAGUUGAUGUUAACCUAAACUGGCUUCAUUCAAUAAUCUACUAA
This is a messenger RNA of Sphenostylis stenocarpa, 2754 nucleotides long. The record is from the annotation of a GenBank genome assembly. NCBI's taxonomy places the organism in Eukaryota, Viridiplantae, Streptophyta, Magnoliopsida, Fabales, Fabaceae.